Rhododendron vialii is the source of this 1062-nucleotide messenger RNA. Its product is annotated as disease resistance protein RPH8A-like. The record is from RefSeq and is a predicted model, not a curated record. The transcript has 3 exons. Gene Ontology annotation, biological process: defense response to other organism. Bases 1 to 1062 code for a protein of 353 amino acids. Lineage: Eukaryota; Viridiplantae; Streptophyta; Magnoliopsida; Ericales; Ericaceae.
AUGACGUUAAUUCGGUUGUGGGUGGCGGAAGGAUUUGUAGAAGUGAAAGCUGGAAUGACAAAAGAAGAAGUUGCUGAGGGAUACGUUAAUGAGCUAAUCAAUAGAAGUUUAGUUCAAGUGGCAAAGAAGAGGCGUGAUGGGAGGUCGAAAAGUUAUCGAAUCCAUGACCUUUGGCGUGAAAUAGUUGUUUCAAAGUCUAGAGAGCAAAACUUUGUGUCAUUAACUAGUGCCGAGAAGUUGACACGUGUUACAGAGUUGCCAGAAGAGAUACUGAAGUUGCAAUAUCUUCGUCAUCUCUUAUUGACUAGUGUUAACAAAAGAUUGAGGGGUUGUUACGAUGGUUUUCACGUUUUAACUGGAUUCAAAGUCCCAAAAGGAAUAGGGAGCUUGACAUCCUUGCAGAAAUUAUGUUAUAUUGAGGCAGAAAAUGGAAAUGGAAAGGUGCUAUGUUCAUCCCUUGAGAAGCUAAACAACCUUCAAUCGUUGCAUGUUGGUGCAAAAGAGGAAGAUGAGAUCAUUGAUCUAGAUUCUUUGUCUUCGGCACCUCGACGAAUUAGGACACUCUAUUUAAAAGGACGCCUACAAGACCUACCCCACUGGAUACAUUCACUUCACAACUUGACGAGAGUAUGCUUAUGGUGGAGUAAGUUAAGGGAUGUUGAUCCACUGCAAUCCUUUCAAGACUUGCCACAUUUGGUUAGCCUUAAUCUCGGGGCGGCUUAUGAAGGAGAAGGAUUAUGUUUCAAGGCAGGUGGGUUUGAAAGCCUCAAAUGUUUAUGUCUGACUCGAAUGGAAGGAUUAAAAUGGGUGAGAGUGGAGGCUGGCUCAAUGCCUCUUCUUGAAGAGGCAUAUCUCUGUGAGUGCAAAUCGAUGAAGAAGUUGCCCUCAGGGAUUGAACAUCUGACCAACCUUAAACUUCUUGACUUGGCAGAUUUGUCAGAUAGCUUGAUUACAAGUUUGAAUAGAGACUUAAAAGGUGGGGAUUUUUGGAAAAUUGCACACAUCCCUAAAGUUUUGAUUGUGGACAGCAAAUCGGGCAUUUGGAAAAUAACUUAUCUAUAA